UUGACGACAGCAUAUCAGAUGACAAUGUGGUUAAAAAAAGACACUUAUCAAAAUGUUUUCUAACUUUGGAAUUACAAUUAUUAGUAAUUUAAAAACAUAAAACAAAGAAAGACGUUAUUAAUCAGUUGGACAAAAAAACUUCUAAAAUUCAAAUUUUAGCAAGAUUUUUAAUGCAAGGCUAUUUCCUUUGUUAUUUUUAAGUGAUCAGACUUGAUUACUUGGCUUGUUUUUUUGUUUUUUGUUUUUUUCAAAGAGCUAGUGUGUCUGCCAUCAAAAACUAACCUGGCUACAGCGACUUCCAAGUGCAUAAAAAAAAUAUCAGAAAAAUUGAAUUUCUUUUAUAAUUUCAUUUAAAAUUGUAAAAAUUUCAUAUACUCCAUUUUUAUUACAUGCAAAAUGAAAUAUUUUAAAGCCACAGCAAGAAGGUCCAGAGUUCAACUCCACCACCUGCCUGCCCCAGGCUGUGUGGCGUUUGCAUGUUUUCCCCAUGUUAGUGUGGGUUCUCUUUGGGGACUCUGGCUUCCAGUCCAAAGACUGGGAAGAAAGCCUUUCUUCCAUUAGUGCAUACUUGGAUCGGAUUGGCUCGGCUCGACUUCCAUUACAAUCGAGUACAACCUUGUGCCUGGGGUCGUCAUAGCAACAUCCUGUGGCAUAAUUUGUAUGCGACACAAACGCUUCAACAAAGGUGGAUGUCAAGGCUGUUCUGUCUGUGGCUUUUCGUCAGAUUUGGGGAGUGUAGCCAUUUCCCUUGACUUGCAGUGUGUUUGCGAUCAAGAACUACUUACUGCUUAAGUGACAGAGAAUGAAAGUGGACAAUAUAUCCUUAAUUUAACAUAAAACUCAUUGUUGCAGCCGAGGGCAGCACAAAAGUGAUCCCCUUAAACUGAUUUUUAGUUUUAAUCUCCUUAUGUUCCCCUGAGUUAUUGGUUCUGUUACGCUGUGUUAGUUAACUAACAUAAACUAAUGUAAGUCUACUGACAGCAACCAAUCAAUUCGGUGAUGUAAUAUUCCAUACUGACAGAAGAUGGUGCUAAAGGUGUUUUAAAAACUUUAAGCACUUAUUUCUUUAAUCCAGCUACAGACAGAGUCAAAUCUAUGUCAGUUUCUGAGCGCAGGGCUCAAUGGUGUAAAUUAGCCUUUAUACAUAUACAAUAAUACAGAGAAAACUCUGUAGAAGAAAACUCUAAAAUCAGACAACCCCGCAUGAGCAACCACUUGCCAACAUUUUCUGCAUUAUUCGCUUGCUUAUUACGCACAAGUCUACUGUUGUUUACAGCGCUGUCUGCCGCUGUUUUUUUCCCUUUUACUUACUUCCGAAAAGAAAGCUUCAUUUCUGCUGUUCAAUAGGCUACUGAACAAAUUUAAACUUUUUAAAAUUAUGCAAAAUUGCAAAACGCUUAGCUGUGUCUCUAAUCAAACCUCUAACUUUGCUCUGCUUCACUUCAGCAGCAUCAGGUAAUGUUCAGAUGUUUAUUAAUGGUUUUCUUUCAUUUUUGAUCUACUGCAGAAUAUUUUUAAGGUUAUCUGCUAUAAAAUCCCAGGCAAGGAAAGUCGCCUUCAUGUUUUUCUCUGUUUUAUCCUCAGUUACUUUGACACAAAGGCAUCUGUUGUGAUGCUUACACUUUUGCUUUCUUUUUAUAGAUAUAAAAAUAUGGAAAUAUACUGAUACGUGACCAGAAUUAUAAUAUUUCUGACUGAGGCAAAAUUUCCCCGAUUCAAAUCGAAUCGUGGAUCAAAUCGAUUCGGGACGUUGUGAAUCGGAAUCGAAUCGAUUCUAGAAAUCAGUGACGAUACCCAGCCCUACUCCUAAUUAUAUUCACAGUGUUCAUUAAUUUUGUAUUUAGGGAUCCAUUAGCUUAGCUCAUAGUCAAGUCACUAGCAGCAUGGUUUCUUCAUCUGUCCAGAGGUGGGACAACUUUUUACUCUUACUCCACUGUUGGACAGCACAGAAGAGUCAUAGCUGCUGAUUGUAAGGCUACGUCUGAUGUGAUUAACAUAAAGCUGGACAAGAUCCAACCUGAAGUUGCUAACCAAGAACUACGCACUGGUGAGCUCCUAAUCAAAAAACUUGGAUGACGAGUUAAGUACAGGUUCUGAUCAGAACGUGUAACUCAGCCUCCAGGCUAAGGGGCAGUUCUCUGUACAGCAUUGCCAGUGCCAACCUGAGGAGGGGCAUCAAACAGGUCAUGCAGGCCUCAAAGAGGAGAAUAGAGGGCUUCCUCACAGACAACAACCCCCGCCAGGUGGGGAGAACCAUCCAAGCCCUCAUCAACUACAAAGGUCAGAGCCCCUCAACCCCCGACAGCAGCCUCAAACUCACAGAGGAGCUCAACUUUGGCACUGUUUAUUUUCCAUGUUUUUCCAGUCUAAUUGUGUUAGCUAUCUGCCUGUGUGCAUUAUGUUCCAUUCUACCUCCUAUGAGUCAUUAGUUAGAUUUAGUCCAGCCGUGUAUCCACCGGUCUCUUAUAUCAUCGUUCCUUGUCUUGUCAUCGUCAGUCCCACGUGUGUGUUUUCAGGUCAGUUCAGCCCAUCCAGCCAGUCACUCAGUCAUUCUCAUGUUCUGUUUGUCCUGUAGUCACAAUAAACACAGUCCACAUCCUUCACCAGCCUACGUGUCCUACGUUUGGUUGUAAGACAAGACCCAUGCCGCGAAGACACACUAUGGUACCAGCAGACCUGGAACUGUACGAGUGGCAGCAAGCACCACUCACCUUUCUGGAGAGGGAGCUGGGGGUUAAACUGUGGCCCAACUUGAGCACGUCUUCAAGGGGACUCAUUUGGCUCUGGGGGGGGGGGGGGUCCUUGAAGGCACCGUGGUCCUCCACCUGCUGCCUCGCCUGUACGCCAGCCUUUGCCACGGAGACUGGGCGUCACCCGCCGAUCUUCUCACUCUCUCGCCUCUCCACUCCUUGCUCCUCCACAUGCCACCUCACUCACUAGCGCUACCACCUCGCCGUGGUGCAGAGGCUCCAUCAUUCAGCGUUCCUGCUGUCACCGCCAAGAGGAGGCAAGGCUCUCGCCACCACAGCUCUUCUCAUUCAGAGCAGCAACUUCCAGUUCCCGUUCCUGCUCCCAGGGCGAGGGCAGCUGAGACCCAACCCGUCCCUGCACCCGUACCUGCUCCUCAGGUAGGGACAGCUAAGGUCCGGCCAAUUCUUCCACCUGUUGCGGUGCCAAGGGACAGGCGGCCCAGUCCUCAACUUGAGCUCCAGCCACAGCAUCCAGAGCCAGCCGAGGGUUCUACUUCGCCUCAGCCAGAGGUUCCCACACCUGCUGGUCCUGCUCUGUCUCCACCAGAGGGCUAUGCCAAGCCACGCCGCCAGUAAGCUGCCAAGCUGCUAGAGGCAUCCCAUCAUCUCCGCCGGUCUACAGUGCAGCAUCUCUUGUGCUGCCCUCCAGAUCAGCACCGGUGCCGCCGCUGGCCAAACAGUCGCCUGCCUGAACUGAUUUGUCUCUGCUGCUGGCCAUGCGGCCACCCACAUGAGCUGGUUUGUUUUGGAUGUUUUUUACUGACUGCCAAAAAAUGAAUGUAUUUAUUUUUUGCAGUACUGUAUGGAAUGUCUACGUAUAAAGGU
Pelmatolapia mariae (spotted tilapia) is the source of this 3575-nucleotide messenger RNA. RefSeq lists its product as uncharacterized. The transcript has 2 exons. Bases 2922 to 3326 code for a protein of 134 amino acids. The record is from RefSeq and is a predicted model, not a curated record. NCBI's taxonomy places the organism in Eukaryota, Metazoa, Chordata, Actinopteri, Cichliformes, Cichlidae.